AUGGCCAAGAAGAAGGGAUUGUUCACUAUUCUGACAAGGAUUUUUAUUUCAGAAGCUCACUCAGAAAAGAAAGAGAAGAGAAGAAGAUGGACAUUUUGGAAGCUUAAGGUUAAAAAAAGACUACCUUCCAUUACAGCACCUCCAGAGAACAAGACAAGAAACGAAUCUCACAGGGAACAGAAGGAAGAAUGUGUGUCAGAUGUAGGUGAAGCCAGCCAAGCAUCCUGUAGUGUACAGUUAGAUUCCAUAGAGAAGUUACAAGGUUCCACAUCCCUACAAACUCCUCAUCUGGUAGCUCAGUAUCAAAUGUUUCUAAAUAGAGAAGAGGAAAUCCUUGCUGCUGCUACUCGGAUCCAAACAGCUUUUCGAGGUCAUCUAGCAAGAAAAGCUCUACGUGCGUUGAAAGGAAUAGUGAAACUCCAAGCAUACAUCAGAGGUCGUGCAGUGAGACGCCAAGCAAUGACUACACUAAAACGCUUGCAAUCUGUUUUGAAUAUCCAGUCACAAGUCUGCGGUAAGAGAACUCAGAUUCACAGAGGUGCUCACAGAGAUUAUGAAGAGAGCAAUAAAUUUCAGAUGUUCAACGAGAACACACUCAAGGUGGACACAAAAGGUCAGAAGAGAUGGGAUAAUAGUCUUUUAACAAAGGAAGAGGCAAAAGCUGUGGUUAUGAGCAAGAAAGAAGCUUCGUUAAGAAGAGAAAGGAUCAAAGAAUAUUCAGUCACUCACCGGAAAUCCGCAGAGUCAUACAAGAAACGGAGUAACUGGUUAGACGAAUGGGUAGAUAUUCAACGAACCAAGAGCAAGGAGCUAGAAGAUCUCGACUUGUCUUUAAAACCAAAACCAAAAAAUGAAACACUGAGCAGAACUUCAAAGAACUCACCACCAAGAAGAUUAGCGAGUAAUAAUAACCAUAGAAGACAACAUUCAAUAAGUGAAGAGGAACAACAGAACCCUGGUGGUGGGGUCACUACUAGACCAACAUACAUGGUUCCAACAGAGUCAGCAAAGGCAAAGUCAAGAUCACUGAGCACCCCAAGGAUAAGACCAAGAAGUUUCGACACGUAG
This is a messenger RNA of Eruca vesicaria subsp. sativa (arugula), 1068 nucleotides long. NCBI's taxonomy places the organism in Eukaryota, Viridiplantae, Streptophyta, Magnoliopsida, Brassicales, Brassicaceae. The record is from the annotation of a GenBank genome assembly.